UCAAAAACCAAAACACAAGCUUCACAUUUCACUCACGCUACUCUUGCUCUCCCUUCCCUAUUCUCUCCCUCUCAGUCUCCCUCUCUCUCUCUCGCUCGAUCGGAUCGUCAUUUUUGUUCCUCACGAAGCACUCGAUCCAAGUAAUUUUAACUUCUUGUUAUUAGGAUGAAGAAAGCCUCUCGGAGAUCUUCCAUUGGACUAAAAGAUCGAUCCAAUUCGAUGACUUAUAGUGGAUGAUCACCAGUGCAAAGAAUUUUGAUUAUUGUGUUAGGAAUUCAUGCAUCAAAUACUUGUGGGGAACUUCAGUACUAGAUUUUCUUUGCAACCAUUUGUUAAAAGGGUAGACAAACUGACAGAAAACCAGAAAAAUGCCAUAAAGAGAAUGGGAUUUGGCAACUUGCUUCGGAUCCCUUAUCAAAUGUUGAGCAAAAAUCUUCUUGUCGAGUUGAUGGAAAGAUGGAGUUGCGAUAAGCAUGCUUUUCUACUUGUCCCCGGGGAUAUUACCAUGACUCUCAUGGAUGUCGCACUAAUUCUAGGACUACGUGUUACCGGAGAUCCUGUGAUCCUAAGGGAAGAUCAACCUUUUUCUGAUUUGGAGAGAGAAUAUGGAGCAGUUGUUUGGAAUAGGAAGAUCACGAUAGCAUCAAUCGAGAAGAGACUUGACACACUUGACGGAAUAGUUAAUGAUGAUUUUAUCAGGUCUUUUUUGUUAUUUAUAUUUGGGACACUACUUUUUCCCAAUUCAAAUGGCAAAGUAGAUUCCCGUUAUCUUUCUCUUCUCCAAAGAUUGGAUAAGGUUUGUCAUUUUGCAUGGGGUGCAGCUGUUCUUGAGGAGAUAAGUAACUGGUUGUGCAAAAGAAAGGAGAUGAAUGUACAAUAUGUGGGAGGGUGUCUUAUUUUCCUCCAAAUAUGGUCAUAUGAGCAUAUUGAUAUUGCUCGGCCUGGUUUGCUAGGUUGCCAAUUCCCUCGUGCCUGCCGAUGGGAAAAUAGUAGGUCUCAUCAAAGACAGUGGUUGAUUACUAAGUUUAAGGAACUGGAAAAGAAUCAGAUAACGUGGAAGCUUCAAUUGACUUCCGAGGAGUCAAAAAUGGAUACAAUCAAAGAGUUAUUAGAGGAACAGAGUGAUGGCGAAGAGGUUCCUGCACCGAGGUAUAAUGUUUUGAUUCACAAGGAGGAGGAUAAUGUGAGAACAAGAUUACAAAUUAUGGAUCAAUGGAUUGCCGAAAUGGAAAAUGAUUCAAAAAUGAAUAUGGUCGGAGAAGUUCAUGUGACACAAGAUGAUUGUUUCGAGCAAUCAAGAAAAGCACAAAAUGUACCAGUGAUGCUAACAGACAAAGUGGAUAUUUUACCUACAUCUCAUAAUGUGUCAGAGGGAGAAAGAGAGCACACGGAUCAUCCACGGACAUCACAAGAAUCUUCCACAUUUAUUAUCAUAAGCGACGAUGAUGGUGACGAUGACUUAGGAAUAAAAGAUCAUAUUUUACAAGAGCCAGAUGCAAAAUUGAAGGAGGAGAUUGAUGACUUGAGGAAAGAGAAUAAACUUUUAAAAACUCAGCUCUUGUCAAGUUCAAAAUUCGAAGAGGAAAAUGCGAAAUUGAGGAAGGAAGUGGAGAACUUGAGACGAGAAAACCAACUUUUAGUCUCAUCAUCAAAUAAUCUUGUGUAUCGAUUGGAAAGACUUAUAUUUGAUGAAGACGUAAAUGCAACAGAAGAACAGAAUUCAGCGUCCCCGUAAAUGAAGAUUUUGUAGCUUAAUUUGUGAUCUUCUCGGUUACCAUGUCAAAGUUAACAUUUUGAGGAUAUGCUUUGUAAGGUUCAUAAACUCUGUCCUGAAUCUUCACCAAAUGAAUUAUGUUGAGCUUAAAAUGUUCCCGAAAUUACCUGGCUUUUAAGUAUUCAUGUAGGCCCUUUUGGUUUGGUGGUUGGCAUCUGUACUACAUACAUCGUGAUGAAACUAUACGAGAGCUAAAAAUGAUUUUGGUAUCACCAUUGCCACUGCCACUGCCCUAUGAAGCUUGGGUUGUUAAUAUUCAUGUGAUUCAUGUGGACAUGACAUUGCCAGUGACAACUGUUUUGGUUUGGGGAUGGCAUGCACUAUCUCUUAGCCCAUAAUUGCAUUGAUCAUAAUUUUUCUGCUUUGCAAUCAGGAAGUGCAAAAAGAUUCAGUAACCUUACAGAACAAUCUGGAAUAUUGGAAGGUGUUUCCAUGACUUUUGGAUCGAAUAAAAUUGUUGGGAAACAAUCAAAGCAGGAGCCAAGGAGAUAAACUGCUUGCAGGAAGUUGCACAAAAUAUGCCAAUUGUUGCAAAUGUCUUGAGAGAAAGUGGCAAAGUGGAGCCAAGGUGACUGACACCGUGGAUCGGAGUGUUCAAGGAGGAGCAUGGCUGAUAAUUUAUUAUCCUAUGGUCUGGGCUGGGCAUGCAAUGCAGUUGGACUUUUGCCUCCAUGAAUGUUUGCAUUAUCAAUCUGGGUGUUGCUAAGCUACAAUAGAGUGUUGCUAGACAGUCAGGAGGUGCAUGUGGGUAUGGAAACCUGUACAGCCAAGGCUAUGGAACCAGCACAGCAGCUCUAAGCACAGCCCUCUUCAACAAUGGCUUGAGCUGUGGCGCAUGUUAUCAACUGAGAUGCAGGAAUGACCCCCAAUGG
This is a messenger RNA of Camellia sinensis, 2646 nucleotides long. RefSeq names its product protein MAIN-LIKE 1. Lineage: Eukaryota; Viridiplantae; Streptophyta; Magnoliopsida; Ericales; Theaceae. Gene Ontology annotation, biological process: meristem development; meristem maintenance. The record is from RefSeq and is a predicted model, not a curated record.